This is a messenger RNA of Myotis lucifugus (little brown bat), 720 nucleotides long. RefSeq lists its product as uncharacterized. The record is from RefSeq and is a predicted model, not a curated record. The coding region runs from base 69 to 593 and encodes 174 amino acids. NCBI's taxonomy places the organism in Eukaryota, Metazoa, Chordata, Mammalia, Chiroptera, Vespertilionidae. The transcript is spliced from 6 exons.
UCGAUGGCAAUUACUUGCAGUGUUCCGGAGCGCUGGCCCUCCUCAGGCCCAUAGCGGAGUAUGCAGAGAUGCGGGGCAGAGGCCCGCCAGCCACAGCCUCGCCCGACUCCAGCAGUCCCCCUCCCGCACUCCCAGCCAGUCAGAGAGAAAGUUCAACUUUGAACCAGAUGACCAAGUCAUCUGGAACUGUGAAAGCUACUUCAGGGAAGAAGAAGAGAAAAAAAGGAAUCAAGAAAAAAAUUAAAGGUUUGACUGAAGCUGGUCCUUGGUUAGUGAAAUUGUAUUUGGCAGAUAAUGGCAUAGAUGGAAAAGGAAAAGAUGGAGAAAACAGUUUGUUGGAAUUCACUCAGAUCUUAACACGCCUGAUCAAAUACUCUGCCCACUUAAGGGAACUUGACCUUGGAAACAAUGUCCUGGGAGAAAUGGCUGCUGCUGACAUACUUGAAGCACUGAGAGCCAGAAAGACAGGUAAACUCCCAGUCUUAAAAGUUACAGUCACUCCUCAGAUCUCUUCGGACACCUUCAGAUCUAUUUGGAAAAGUAGCAAUAAAUCUAAUGUUACCCGUAAAAGGAAGAAAAAGGUGAAAAACUGAAUAUGGAUGCCAUGUUUUCUUAUGGAUGCUAUUUCCAUGGCCAAGGAAACAUACAUGUAAAGAUAUUGCUUCUUAUAUGAUAACAUUUUUCACUAUAACCAAGCCUCUUUCAGGUUCUAAAGUUUUA